CAUAACCUCCAAAAGUCUAAACAAGAACGUGACAAGAACUGACAACAAACAAACGAAACAAACAUUAAUUGAGUUGUUAGACCUCAAAAGGGUCAAUAUUCUCUCAAUUAAUCGCAAAGUAAUAAUAUUCCAUUUUUCAAUAAACAAUCGUCAACAAUGAAUAGUGCAGCACAUCAAAAAUUAGUGAUGUCUGGAGAUCGUGAUGGAUUAAAGGAACUAUUACGACGUCGCCUCGUCGAAUGCGGUUGGAGGGACCAAGUGAAAAUUAUUUGCAAAGAUAUUAUUAAGGAAAAUGGUCAGGAUGUUAUUUAUGAUUCAUUAUUGGCACAAGUGAGGCCGAAAGCGAGGAGUCUCGUGCCAGACACUGUGAAAAAGGAGCUUUUGCAAAAAAUUAAAAAUCAACUUCUAGCACAGGAGGAGAAAUUAAAGACGUGACUUUAUAUUUUUGUUGUUCGAGAAAAAGUAAUUGUAAUAACUAUUAUUAUGUACAGUAAUAUUUAAUAAACACAUUUUCUACUGUA
Leptopilina heterotoma is the source of this 521-nucleotide messenger RNA. RefSeq names its product transcription and mRNA export factor ENY2 (gene e(y)2). The record is from RefSeq and is a predicted model, not a curated record. Gene Ontology annotation, molecular function: chromatin binding; transcription coactivator activity. The transcript has 2 exons. Gene Ontology annotation, biological process: positive regulation of DNA-templated transcription; poly(A)+ mRNA export from nucleus; regulation of transcription by RNA polymerase II. Lineage: Eukaryota; Metazoa; Arthropoda; Insecta; Hymenoptera; Figitidae. Gene Ontology annotation, cellular component: nuclear pore; DUBm complex; SAGA complex. The coding region runs from base 157 to 435 and encodes 92 amino acids.